Molecule: messenger RNA, 3965 nt
Organism: Suricata suricatta (meerkat)
Lineage: Eukaryota; Metazoa; Chordata; Mammalia; Carnivora; Herpestidae
Gene: ELL
Product: elongation factor for RNA polymerase II
Exons: 12
Coding region: 46-1887 (613 amino acids)
Biological process (GO): transcription elongation by RNA polymerase II; positive regulation of transcription elongation by RNA polymerase II; snRNA transcription by RNA polymerase II
Cellular component (GO): transcription elongation factor complex
Molecular function (GO): cis-regulatory region sequence-specific DNA binding
Source: RefSeq, a predicted model, not a curated record
GGCGCUGGAACCGGGAAGGGGGGGCGGAGGAACGAUGGUCGCAAGAUGGCGGCGCUGAAGGAGGAUCGGAGCUACGGGCUGUCCUGCGGGCGGGUGAGCGACGGCAGCAAGGUGUCUGUGUUCCACGUGAAGCUUACCGACAGUGCCCUGAGAGCCUUCGAGAGCUACCGCUCCAGCCAGGAUUCUGUUUCGCUGAGACCAUCAAUCCGAUUUCAAGGAAGUCAAGGGCACAUCUCCAUCCCCCAGCCUGACUGUCCCACGGAGGCACGGAUCUUCUCCUUCUACCUCUCUAACAUUGGCCGUGACAGCCCCCAGGGCAGCUUCGACUGCAUCCAGCAAUAUGUCUCCAGCCAUGGGGAUGUCCACCUGGACUGCCUGGGCAGCAUCCAGGACAAAGUCACAGUGUGUGCCACCGAUGACUCCUACCAGAAGGCACGACAGAGCAUGGCGCAGGCUGAGGAGGAGACACGCAGCCGUGGGGCCAUCGUCAUCAAGGCCGGAGGCCGCUACCUGGGCAAAAAGGUUCAGUUUCGGAAACCAGCCCCAGGGGCCACAGACGCUGUGCCCUCCCGGAAGCGGGCGACGCCAAUCAACCUGGCGAGUGCCAUUAAGAAGAGCGGUGUUGGUGGCAUCAGUGGGGGCAGCGGGGUGUCUCAGAGGCCCUUCCGUGACCGAGUGCUGCACCUCCUGGCGCUUAGACCCUAUCGGAAGGCCGAGCUGUUGCUACGGCUACAGAAGGACGGCCUGGCCCAGGCUGACAAGGAUACGUUGGACGGCCUCCUCCAGCAGGUGGCCAAUGUGAAUGCCAAGGAUGGCACAUGCACGCUGAAGGACUGUGUGUAUAAGGAUGUGCAGAAGGACUGGCCUGGCUACUCGGAAGGGGACCAGCAGCUGCUGAAGCGGAUGCUUGUCCGAAAGCUGUGCCAGCCGCAGAAUGCAGGCGGCCUCCCCGGAGACCCCGCAGCCUCCAGUCCUCCCAGGGAACACGUAAGCUCGGCCUCACCCCCUCAGAAACGACCACAGCCUCCUGAUUUCAUCGACCCCCUGGCCAGCAAGAAAACCAGGAUAUCACAUUUCACCCAGAGAACUCAGCCUGCCAUCAAUGGGAAGCUGAGUGCACCCCAUGGCCGCGAGGCCCUAUUGCCCACCCCGGGCCCACUGGCUGGCACAGAUCCCCACCUGCCCCCACGGUUGGAGCCCCCGCGGGCCCAUGACCCUUUGGCUGACGUCAGCAAUGACCUGGGCCACAGUGGCCGGGACUGUGAUCACGGGGACGUGGCCGCCCCGGCCCCAACUACACGACUCGGCUUGCCCCUACUGACAGACUGUGCCCAGCCCAGCAGGCCCCAUGGCGGCUCAUCACGCAGCAAAUCCAAGAAGAAGUCCAAGAAGCACAAAGACAAGGAGAGGGCAGCUGAGGACAGGCACCGGGCCCAGUUGUCAGACCACAUGCCCAGCCCCCUUGGAGCCCCAUCAGAUGCCCCGGGUUUAAAUGGCACCUGCAACAGCUCGAGCAUUCCCACGUCCACCUCAGAGACCCCUGACUACUUGCUGAAAUAUGCCACCAUUUCGUCCUCGGAGCAGCGCCAGAGCUACAAGAAUGACUUCAACGCGGAGUACAGCGAGUACCGAGACCUGCACGCACGCAUCGAGCAGAUCACACGGCGCUUCACGCAGCUGGACGCCCAGCUCCGGCAGCUGUCCCAGGGCUCAGAGGAGUACGAGACUACUCGUGGGCAGAUUUUGCAGGAAUAUCGAAAAAUCAAAAAGACCAACACCAACUACAGCCAGGAGAAGCACCGCUGCGAGUACCUGCACAGCAAGCUGGCGCACAUCAAGAGGCUCAUUGCUGAGUACGACCAGCGGCAGCUGCAGGCCUGGCCCUAGCCUGAGGCCUCGGGCCUGGGGGCCAGGCCGGACGUGGGGCUCGGGGGGGCGGGGGGGGGGCAAGAGUUUUAUUUAAACAAAUAAAUGCGAGGAAGACACUUUCAUCUGAGCCAGCAACGCCGGCUUUCAGGGGAGCCCCUGCAGACCCGGUGCCCGCCGGGGGCACAGAUCCAGGUUGCGGGGGCCGGCGUCUCCUCCCACUCCCCUGGCCCCCCCCACGUCUCCUGAGGAGUCCCCACUCCUCCUCCGGCCCACAGCGUGAGGGGCUUGAGCCCCUCCCCUCACCGAAAGACUCCAAGGCUAGCCUGCCUGCCUUUUCUAGUUUUAUACAAAGACAGCCACUUUUAGCUACUGCUUAUGAGACUUCAGUCUAUUUUUGUAUGAGAGAGAAAGCAUCUUUUCUAAACCUGUGCCUCCCCUCCACGGACACCAGGGGCUAGAUGCCACCCUGUGUCGUUCCUGCAGUAUUACAGACGCCAUCUGAAAGUUCAGAGUUGCUCCUGGGGGCCGAGGAGGGGGCAGCAGGGGGUGCAGCUGGCGCCCGAGUCGGGCUGUGCUCCCACCCAGGCCCUCCCUGUGGCUCUCGGCCUCUCCCAGCCCAGGCAGGGACGGGGUCUCUGCUCCGAGGGGGUAGCGGCCCGCCCAGGUCUAUUUCGAGAACUCCAGCUGGCCAAGAGCAGCUGCUGAGAGCCGGAGGGGCAGAGCGGCUCUCGGCCCACCAGGCCUGCCCUGCUAUUUCAGGCCCUCAGCUGUAGGGGGUCACUGGGGGUUUUCUGUGCUACAGCUCACACUGCAGCAGCAGUGUUGGCUUUUAUUUUAUUAUGUUCUCAAUUUCCCCCUUUGCUGCUGCUUUUCUUUUCGCGCCGAGACCGUGUGGUCUCCAUGCUGUUGACCUCACUCCAUCCCUCAGUCCACCUGUGGGUCUUGGGGUCAUCAUAGCAGAGCCACCGCAGGGUUUGCACUCAGGGAGGGGCUGGGGCGGGGGUCAAAGGGGUCAGGGGACCCCCUGAGAGUGAGCUCAGAAACUGUGCCCUGUCCGCCCACUCUGGGGGGCGUGGGAUUCAUGGACGCCAUGAUUGCUGCUUAGUAGCUGUGCCUAGUCUAGUGUCCCCCAGUGUUGGGGGGGCCAUGUGUAUGUGUGUGUACGUGUAGGGGGGUGGCCGCCAGGGUGCAGCGGGGACUGAGGCGUGUGUUCAUGUUCAGCGCCACGUUCAGCGAAGCCAGAACCAGGGGAGGCGGAGGGAGAGCCUGGGGGUCAUGCGCUGGGCAGGUGGGGGUGCUGUCACUAACAGUAGUGAGGCAGGGAGAGCGGGAGCGCUCACACAGACGUGUCUGUGUUUCUAAGCCAUGGGGACAGCUCCUAACCGGGUCCCAAAGAACAGGCGCCCUCGCCGAGGCGCCAGACCUGCAGUAUGCCCGCCCCACCCCACAAGGCUCUUGCCUGGGGACCCCUGGGAUGCCCCAGCCCCGAGGGAACUGACCCUUCAUGUUUCAAUAGCUGUUGUUUUGUUUUUCAUUUGGGAUGGAGUGGGGUAAGGGUUGAGGAGACCCCAGGGACCCCCGAGUUCUGCAGACAGCCGCGUUGUGUGUGCAGCCUGUACUCAGACCCGGGUGGAAAGGGAUUAUUUAAGGAGGCUGCAGCCCCGAGGGCUGACCCGGCCCUCUGCCCUGGAACCGGUUCAAGGGACUCUCAGUUGAAUUUCCUUUUUGUUGUUGGCUUUUUGUUGUUUUUUGUUGUUGUUUUUCUCCUUUUAAGGAAUUAUGAAGCUAAGAAAAGUUUUGUGCUUUGGGGGUUGAUGGACAAGAGUUCUAGCCGAUUAAAUAUGGUCUAACUUAUUGAUACUGUGUUUUGCACCCCCUUUUAAUAUUGUACUGUGGAGAAAAACUAUUUUGAGCCAUGGAGUUGGUGUUUACAAGAACUUUUCACUUUUGCCAAAAUGUUACGAUUGAAAGAAAGGCAUCCGCGUCUUCAGUUUCCUAAUAUUUUCUUAAAAUAUCUAGUGUCCUUUUUGUACACUAAACAGGUGAAUGCUGAUUUUUUUCAACCUACAAUAAAUUUCACUGAACUGAACCUAGCA